Molecule: messenger RNA, 3741 nt
Organism: Hippopotamus amphibius kiboko
Lineage: Eukaryota; Metazoa; Chordata; Mammalia; Artiodactyla; Hippopotamidae
Gene: PLCL1
Product: phospholipase C like 1 (inactive)
Exons: 5
Coding region: 22-3012 (996 amino acids)
Biological process (GO): intracellular signal transduction; lipid metabolic process
Molecular function (GO): phosphatidylinositol-4,5-bisphosphate phospholipase C activity
Source: RefSeq, a predicted model, not a curated record
AAAACUGUGUCUUUCAGCAGCAUGCCAUCAGAAAAGAAAAUCAGCAGCGCAAGUGACUGCAUCAGCUUCAUGCAAGCUGGCUGUGAACUGAAGAAAGUACGGCCAAAUUCUCGUAUUUACAACCGCUUUUUCACUCUGGACAUGGACCUCCAAGCUCUUCGCUGGGAACCUUCCAAGAAAGAUCUGGAGAAAGCUAAGCUUGAUAUUUCUGCCAUAAAAGAGAUCCGACUGGGGAAGAACACGGAAACAUUUAGAAACAAUGGCCUUGCUGACCAGAUUUGUGAGGACUGUGCUUUUUCCAUACUCCACGGGGAAAACUACGAGUCUCUGGACUUAGUUGCCAAUUCUGCAGACGUAGCAAACAUCUGGGUGUCAGGGUUACGGUAUCUGGUUUCUCGAAGUAAGCAACCCCUUGAUUUUAUGGAGGACAACCAGAACACACCAAGGUUCAUGUGGUUGAAAAAAGUGUUUGAAGCAGCAGAUAUCGAUGGGAAUGGGAUUAUGUUGGAAGACACCUCCGUAGAGUUAAUAAAACAACUCAACCCUACCCUGAAGGAAUCCAAAAUCAGGUUAAAGUUUAAAGAAAUCCAGAAGAGCAAAGAAAAACUAACCACCCGAGUGACAGAAGAGGAGUUUUGCGAAGCUUUCUGUGAACUUUGCACCAGGCCAGAAGUGUAUUUCUUACUUGUACAGAUAUCUAAAAACAAAGAGUAUUUGGACGCCAAUGAUCUCAUGCUUUUUUUAGAAGCUGAACAAGGAGUCACCCAUAUCACCGAGGACAUGUGCUUAGACAUUAUUCGGAGAUAUGAACUUUCCGAAGAGGGACGUCAGAAAGGGUUUCUUGCAAUUGAUGGCUUUACCCAGUAUUUGCUGUCACCAGAAUGUGACAUUUUUGAUCCUGAGCAAAAAAAGGUUGCCCAAGAUAUGACCCAGCCGUUAUCUCACUACUACAUCAAUGCCUCUCACAAUACCUAUCUCAUAGAAGACCAGUUCAGGGGGCCGGCUGAUAUUAAUGGAUAUGUUAGAGCUUUGAAAAUGGGCUGUCGAAGCAUUGAACUUGAUGUAAAUGAUGGUUCAGACAAUGAGCCAAUCCUUUGUAAUCGAAAUAACAUGACAACACACCUUUCCUUUCAAAGUGUCAUAGAGGUGAUAAAUAAAUUUGCCUUUGUGGCUUCUGAAUACCCACUCAUUCUUUGCUUGGGGAAUCACUGCUCCCUACCACAACAGAAGGUAAUGGUUGAACAGAUGAAAAAGGUCUUUGGCAGUAAACUCUAUACUGAAGCACCUUUGCCAUCAGAAUCCUACCUCCCAUCACCAGAAAAAUUAAAAAGAAUGAUCAUUGUGAAAGGAAAGAAAUUGCCUUCUGAUCCAGAUGUUUUAGAAGGAGAAGUUACAGACGAAGAUGAAGAAGCUGAAAUGUCUCGAAGGAUGUCAGUAGAUUACAAUGGUGAGCAGAAACAAAUCUUGCUGUGUAGGGAGCUCUCUGACUUGGUGUCUAUCUGUAAAUCUGUUCAGUACAGGGAUUUUGAACUGUCUAUGAAAAGCCAAAACUAUUGGGAAAUUUGUUCAUUUAGUGAAACAGAGGCCAGCCGAAUUGCAAAUGAAUACCCAGAGGAUUUUGUAAAUUAUAAUAAGAAGUUCUUAUCACGAAUCUAUCCAAGCGCCAUGAGAAUCGAUUCCAGUAACUUGAAUCCACAGGACUUUUGGAAUUGUGGCUGUCAGAUUGUGGCAAUGAAUUUUCAGACUCCAGGUCCAAUGAUGGACCUUCACACAGGCUGGUUUCUUCAAAAUGGAGGAUGUGGUUAUGUUCUAAGGCCGUCUAUCAUGCGAGAUGAAGUUUCUUACUUCAGUGCAAAUACAAAGGGCAUUGUACCUGGGGUGUCUCCUCUAGUUCUUCACAUUAAGAUCAUCAGUGGUCAGAACUUCCCAAAGCCCAAGGGUGCUUGUGCCAAAGGGGAUGUCAUAGAUCCCUAUGUGUGUAUAGAGAUACAUGGAAUUCCAGCAGACUGUUCAGAACAAAGAACUAAAACUGUACAACAAAACAGUGAUAAUCCUAUUUUUGAUGAGACAUUUGAGUUUCAAGUGAACCUGCCUGAGCUGGCCAUGAUCCGUUUUGUGGUUCUGGAUGACGACUACAUUGGGGAUGAGUUUAUAGGGCAAUAUACAAUUCCGUUUGAAUGUUUGCAGCCAGGAUAUCGGCAUGUUCCCCUCCGCUCCUUUGUGGGUGACAUCAUGGAGCAUGUAACUCUUUUUGUACACAUAGCAAUAACUAAUAGAAGUGGAGGAGGAAAGCCACAGAAGCGCAGCCUUUCAGUGAGAAUGGGGAAGAAAGUCUGGGAGUAUACCAUGCUCAGGAGUAUUGGUCUUAAAACCAUAGAUGACAUCUUUAAGGUAGCAGUUCAUCCCUUACGAGAAGCCAUAGAUAUGAGAGAAAAUAUGCAGAAUGCCAUAGUGUCUGUUAAGGAGCUGUGUGGACUUCCUCCGAUUGCCAGCCUGAAGCAGUGCCUGUUGACCCUGUCCUCUCGGCUCACCAGUGACAAUACUCCCUCCGUCUCUCUUGUGAUGAAAGAUAACUUUCCUUAUCUGGAGCCUCUGGGGGCAAUUCCAGAUGUGCAGAAAAAGAUGCUGGCUGCUUAUGAUCUGAUGAUCCAAGAGAGCCGAUUCCUCAUAGAAAUGGCAGACACAGUCCAGGAGAAGAUCGUGCAGUGUCAGAAAGCAGGAAUGGAGUUCCAUGAGGAGCUUCAUAAUCUGGGGGCAAAAGAAGGCUUGAAAGGAAGAAAACUCAAUAAAGCAACUGAGAGCUUUGCUUGGAACAUUACAGUAUUGAAGGGCCAAGGAGAUCUGUUGAAGAAUGCCAAGAAUGAAGCUAUAGAGAACAUGAAGCAGAUCCAGCUAGCGUGCUUGUCUUGUGGCCUUAGUAAAGCCCCCAGCAGCGGUGCUGAGGCCAAGAGCAAGCGCAGCCUGGAGGCCAUAGAGGAGAAGGAGAGCGGCGAGGACAAUGGGAAGCUGUGACCCUGGCGGCAGCUGCGCCUUCACCCGGCUUUCCUGCCAAGGACUCUGGUUUUUCCUUCUGGUUUUCUUCCUUUAAGCUUUUUAGAAGUUCACAAAAAGAUGCCCUGUAUGGGGUAUUGGACAUAAACAGAUAUUUUCACAAUAUCAGUAUUUUAACAUAAUUUAUCUAAGUUAAGACCUUUAGUAGCAAUGUUUUAAAAUUCUGAGAUGUGUGUACACACUCACAUCUGGAUGUGGGUGGAAGUGUGUGUAUGUGUGUGUGUGUGUGUGUGUGUGAGAGAGAGAGAGAGAGACAGAAACAGAGAUGGAGAGAGACAGGGAGAAAGGGAGACAGAGAGCAAAAGAGAAAGAUUGAGAGAGAUAGAUGCGGGGGGAGAAAGAGAAAUUGAGAUUCUGUUAAAAUUUAUUCUGUAUUGCAUUAUUCAUUUAGUAAGUUAUUACUUUAUCAUUUUGGAACAAAUUUGAUAAUCUGAAAUUCUAAAGAGCACUUACUAUAACCUGUUGCUAUGUUUAAUUUUACUUCUCUACCUUUGUCAUUUAAUCCAGAGAUCUUAACAUAGCUUAUUGGAAGCCAAAUUUACCAAUGCAUAGAUGUUUUAAUAGUUUAAAUAUAGAUUAGACAAAUUCCUAAGAAUCACAGUAGAAAUAAAAGUGAAUGAAAGAUAAACAAUUGAUCAGAAUUUCUGGGAAGAUCAGCAAAGUCUUCAGUUAGUGAAAGCUUUAAAAUAU